GAGCUCCGCGUGGCGUGAACGCCAUUGAUAUUUUGAUUGAUACAUCUUCAACGAGUGUCGCUUCUGAACAUACAUAUAUACAUCUAAGAUGUCAACAAAUAUCACGCCGUAGCAAGUUGUAAAAAAAGCUGUUGUCCACGCCGCGUAAUGAUGAAGUGAAACCCUCUGAGCUGGCACCGACGCUCCCGAGAACAAUGCGGGAGAGCUCGUCUGUGAUUGGCUACGAACUCCCGCUCCGCCCCUGGCUUGGCGUCGUUGGCCAAUAGCGAGCCGAGGAGCGCGAGCACGUGACGCGCGGGCACGUGACGCGCAGCGAGGCCCCUCGAGCGCUGCGGGAGUCGGGGCCAUGUCCGUGGCGCUGGGCCGCGCCUCGCUGGCGCAGGCGCGGCGCGAGGCGCAGAGCGACCCCGCGCCGGGCCGCGUGCACCGCCUGCCGUGCCGCGUGCACCGCACGGGGCCCGCGCGCGUCGCCGCCUUCUUCAGCCCGGCCGUGCGCACGGGAGACGGCGGCGAACUCGCGACGUCGUUCCGCGGUCGGGAGCUGAAGGGCCGCGCCGUGCCGCUGCCCCCGGGCUACUCGGGCGUGGUGGUGCGCGAGGAGUCGGCGGGGACCUCAUUGCGCCACGAGGAUCGCAGGGCCACGGCGCUGCAAGCCUUCUCGGCCUUCUCGGCCAUCUCGCACUGGAACCUGGAGACGGCUCCCUCGGGAGACGACGCGCUGCCUAUGGCCCUGGCCUGGCCUGCGCUGGCCGAUGCGAUUCAUGGAUCAGAAGAUGAGGACGACUAGCGACGGUGGACAUGUCGUGACGGGAGUUGGUGUUUUUAUUCAAUAAAAGCAUUACACGGAAAA
Molecule: messenger RNA, 850 nt
Organism: Lethenteron reissneri (Far Eastern brook lamprey)
Lineage: Eukaryota; Metazoa; Chordata; Hyperoartia; Petromyzontiformes; Petromyzontidae
Gene: RNASEH2C
Product: ribonuclease H2 subunit C
Biological process (GO): RNA catabolic process
Cellular component (GO): ribonuclease H2 complex
Source: RefSeq, a predicted model, not a curated record